CCCAUUCCCACCCACAUAUUAAACGCCGUUUUUCGGGUUUUCUAUUUUCCCUCUUCCCAGUUCACAGAAUGCACGCGUUGGGCGGUGGAGGCAACGGCGGCCUCUGGGGCUCGAACCUUCCUCCAAGAAAACGUAACCGGCGUAACUCUAAGCGACAAGGGAGAGAACGAUCGGAUUCAAAGUUGUCGGACUCUGUGGAGGCCACCGGAGGAUCCGGUUACCGGUUCCCCUUCAAGCAAGCCGUGACUGCGGGCUCACUCGCCCUCACCGGCGACACAAUUGCUCAGCUCACUCACCGGUGGAGAAGGUCCAAGGCCGCCAAGCAAGAUUCCUCUCUCACCGAUUCCCGUGGCGCCUCUCAGGAUGUGAUGCAGAGUCUUCUUUCGGAUCAUGAUUGGCUCCGUGCUCUUCGGAUGGCUUCCUACGGGUUUCUUUUGUAUGGGCCCGGUUCUUAUGCGUGGUACCAGUAUCUGGAUCGCAGUCUGCCAAAGCCGACAGUGAGGAACCUAAUGCUAAAGGUUUUGUUAAACCAAAUAGUGCUUGGUCCUUGUGUCAUUGCGGUUGUUUUUGCAUGGAACAAUCUAUGGCAAGGGAAGCUUGCACAGCUACCGGACAAGUACCAGAAAGAUGCUCUUCCUACUCUAUUUUAUGGCUUUAGGUUCUGGAUACCUGUCAGUGUAUUGAACUUCUGGGUGGUACCCCUUCAAGCCCGUGUAGCAUUCAUGUCGAUGGGGUCAAUAUUCUGGAACUUUUGCUUGUCUUCUACUAUGAGCAAGUAAUUCACCAAAAUGGUUUAUCAAUAUUUGGUAUCAACUUGGUGAACUCAUGAGCUGGAGGUUUAGAGAAAUAUGUUGGAAUCGGAGAUGAUGAUUUAUGUCUUGCGCUCUCUUUUGUAGUGCAUUGGGUUUUAAAUUUAUGAAUGAUUGUUGUCACAAUUUUGACUUCACGAAAAACUGUUUUCCUACUGCAGAAGUCAAGAAAUGGAUUUCAUUAGUUUAUAUUUACUUAAAAUGUGUAUAGGAAACGCAACAUUCUUUUUGAGAAUGAGUGACGAUGGUUUUUGGUUUUAGCUUUUUGGGUGGCAUCCUUCCUAAAUCCUAACAGUCAAUAAAGGAAAUGAGAUUCUUCCCCCUUCUUGUUCAC
Morus notabilis is the source of this 1143-nucleotide messenger RNA. RefSeq names its product protein Mpv17. Bases 69 to 779 code for a protein of 236 amino acids. The transcript is spliced from 6 exons. Gene Ontology annotation, cellular component: membrane; cytoplasm. NCBI's taxonomy places the organism in Eukaryota, Viridiplantae, Streptophyta, Magnoliopsida, Rosales, Moraceae. The record is from RefSeq and is a predicted model, not a curated record.